Molecule: messenger RNA, 519 nt
Organism: Cucurbitaria berberidis CBS 394.84
Lineage: Eukaryota; Fungi; Ascomycota; Dothideomycetes; Pleosporales; Cucurbitariaceae
Exons: 3
Coding region: 1-519 (172 amino acids)
Source: RefSeq, a predicted model, not a curated record
AUGUUUACAUUUCAAAUCGUCAUCUCUUACAAAUCCAAAUCUGAUGAAUACCUUUAUACGAUCUGCCACAAACUAAAUUUCUUCUCCUUCAUCUUCGAUAUCGCUCACGGGCGCCACUCUUUUGAUACAUGGUUCUCCCCAAACAACCUAUCAGUUCCGCCAUGUCAUUACGCCCCUCUCAGACGCCGGCUACCACGUCGUAGUACCAGAUUACCGCGGCGAUGGAAAGUCAUCGAAGCUUUUGACCGGGUACGAGAAGAGUCAAAUGGCCCAAGACCUCCAUAUCCUGAUCUAGACCCCCCUGGAAACAAGGAGAAAACCCACGUCGUCAGCCAAGACAUUGGCAGUAUGGUCGCAUUCGCAUUCGCAUGGCGCUACUCUGAUUAUGCCGCUAGCGUCAUCUGGGGUGAAUGUUCGCUACCGGGAACAUCGUGCUAUGAGCAAACCUUGGAAUCAAAGGCACGCCAGAUGUCUUCCAUUCCCUGUUCCAUCAAGUCCCGGAUCUACCCGAAGCAUUGA